This is a messenger RNA of Oryzias latipes (Japanese medaka), 1874 nucleotides long. RefSeq names its product CXXC finger protein 5b (gene cxxc5b). The record is from RefSeq and is a predicted model, not a curated record. Gene Ontology annotation, cellular component: nucleus. Gene Ontology annotation, molecular function: methyl-CpG binding; zinc ion binding. NCBI's taxonomy places the organism in Eukaryota, Metazoa, Chordata, Actinopteri, Beloniformes, Adrianichthyidae.
UCCAUGGCGCGGUGGUCGCGCGCGGAUUCCACGGGUCGCCGUGACCGCGCAGCCUCGACCCGCAGAGUCCACUUCGCAUUUUGAGCGACGCCCCCAAAUUCCGUGCAGAGUGUUUGCAGACCCUCCGGGACGGAGAGGUGGAGGAGGAAUCGGCAGCUCCGCCGUCCAUAUACGCUGCCAUCGCCACGCCAUUAGUUCAUGACUUCAUCGCCGCGGCUGACGGGGGGAGAUCGGGCCGCGCUCGGACGCUCUCCAGGACUCUGCUGCAGAGAAUGGGAAUAGGGACACAGACUGAGGCUUGCCAUUUUGGCUGAAGUAACAGCAGGACAGUUGUCAACCCCGCAUUGGCUCCGGUCCUCCACAGCUCCUCCACAAACGCACACACAGCGACGCACAAGGACAGACACACCCCGGCCUCUGCUAUGUCCACCGCCGUAGACAUUGCUGGCCCUUCCUCCCCGGAUCAGGCCCACAGCAGCGCCAAAAUCCCCAACGAGCCUCUGAGACCGAGCCUUAAGCGCUCCAGCCACCCCUACAGCCUCUCCCAUUACAUCUCCUCCCCUUCCCCUGCUGUGGAUGUCAAAGGCCUGAUCCAGCCCUCCCCGGCACAGCAGCGGGCCGCGCAGCCCGGCCACGCCAAGCCCCGCCGGGCCCCCUCCUGGCCCGACAUGUGGGAGUCGCCCAGCGGGCUCCACCUGGCCCACGCCGCGGAGCUGCUGAUGCGCGCCGGGCUGCUGGCUCUCACCCCCACCACCGCCGAGCAAACCAGCCUGGGAGCGCAGAGCAGCCAGCCGGCCAAAAGGGAGGCUACCGAGGCCAAGGGGACGAAGAGGGACGGGGAGGGCGGCGGAUCUGGACCCGACGAAGAGGAGGAGGACUCCUCUGGAUGUAGCACUGACUUCCAGCCCUUCCUCGGCGCCUGGUUCCCCUUCAACCCUGCCCUGUUCCCCCUGGCAGGCUUUCAGAUGGGUGGAGGUCACUGGAGGAGCGCGGCCAUGGGAGCCGAGGGCAUGGAGGGGCUGGUGGCCGAGGGCUACUCCCCCAGCUCUCUGGGUGGAAACAGCGGUGGGCGACGGAAGAGGAAAAGGUGCGGUGAGUGCGUACCUUGCCGCCGCCAGACGAACUGCGAGCAGUGCAGCAGCUGCCGCAAUCGCAAGAGAGGACACCAGAUCUGUAAAUACAGGAAGUGCGAGGAGCUGAAGAGGAAGCCCGGGGGGCCGGGGUUCGAGAGCAGGGUGUCUGGAUUUGAUCUGAGGGGAUCCGACUUUACUUUGGCCCUGGCGCAGGAGAGAAGCAACACAGCCCUGGACGGAUAGUAACUCCUGACUUGGCCACGUUUGUCAGAGGAUGCUGGUUGGAUGAUUGUUUGGGAGCUGUAGUCCGAUCGACACCGCACUGACCCGCUGGGACUACGAUCCAAAGACCCGCAGAUCUGGUGUUUAGGGAGGAACUGCAGCUCCGUUUCAGAAUGUCCACACUUGUUCCCAUCCUUUUCUUUUGACAAUCAGUGAAUCGGUGUGGUAAAAAAAAGGAAGGAAGGAUACCAAGGUGUGUCAAUAUUUACAUGACAACAACAACAACCUGUACAUAGACUGUAAAUACCUGGAAAACAUUAUGUCUUCUGUUAUUCUUUAAUUUUUUUUUUUACAUUGCUUUCCAGUUUGGAUGUAUCGUGCUUCAACAUAAAAAAACGGAGCCCAAAAAUGUUUUGUUUCUGAUGAGGGAGUUUCUGCUUCUGUUGAUCCUGACGUUGAUGCAUCAGUAAGAAAAUGAAUGAGUUCAGCCUUGGCUAAAUUAUUUCAUGUGCAACUUGUACUGUAGAGCCCUGUUUGCCCUUUUGAAAUAAAAGAGAAUUUGCCAUGUGCACUUGUCUA